GGCGGCCGGGGCCGGGGCCGGGGCCGGGCCGGGCCGGGCCGAGCCGAGCCGGGCCCCGCGGCGAGCCCGCAGCCGCAGCCGCCGGGACGCUGCGAGGAGCGGGGGCUGCCCCGCCGCGGGGGAGCUCCGGCCCGGGCACCCCCUCCUGCAACCGCCGAUCGAGCCCAAGGAGCCUGGUGAGCACGGUCACAGAGCUGCCGCCUGGCUCUGCCCACCCCACGGCCAGCGCAUGGACCACCACCGUCCUCCAGCACAUGAAUGACAGCAGCAUCCUGGCAGAAGAGUCACCUCAGAGAGCAGCGUCCGGACUGUCUUCAUGAGGGACAGCUCUGGAGUCUAGAGGGACACAAGGCACACAGGAUGCUGAAUCUGGCCUAGUCCCAAGCCCAGCAAGCUGUGAGAGGUGCAGGGAAGUCUGCAGGGGAGCAGGGUCAGCGCUCCUGCAAGGGCUCUGCCUCACCAUCCCUGAGCAAUGGUCUAGGAAACACUGGGACCAUGAAAGGCUUAGGAGAUAACAGAAGCCGUCACCUCUCCGAUAACCUGGACUCCCCUCAAGACUCUCUUUAUGCCCCCCAGGACAGGAACCCUUAUCUCCUCAGCCCCACUGACUCCUUCACCAUGGACCCCCGAUUCCCAGCCCAGAAUACCCUCCAUGGAGACUGUCUCCUCCCACUCAACAACCAGAUUUCCAACAGCAGCACUUUUCCCCGCAUCCACUACAACUCCCACUUCGAGGUCCCAGAUGACAACCCUUUUCCAAGCCAUGCCCAAGCCACUAAAAUCAAUCGCCUGCCUGCAAACCUCCUUGACCAGUUUGAGAAGCAGCUGCCCAUCCACAGAGACGGCUUCAGCACCCUCCAAUUUCAGAGGAGCGAUGCAAAGCACCGGAGCGAGAGCCCUGGGCGCAUCCGACACCUCGUCCAUUCUGUCCAGAAGCUAUUUGCCAAGUCGCAGUCUCUGGAGGGCCCCACCAAAGGCAAUGUGAAUGGCAAGAAGGGGGCGGAUGAUCCCAAGCAAAACCGGAGGAGCAAGAGCAAAGACCGAGCUAAGACCUCCGAGCCGAAGCGCAGGACCAGAUCCAACAUAUCGGGCUGGUGGAGCUCAGACGACAACUUAGACAGCGAUACCUGCAGCUACCGCAACCCAAUGGGCCUCAUGACACUGGGCCGGCAGCCGGACCACAGCCAGCCGAAGUAUUUCAUGCACGCUUACAAUACCAUCAGCGAGCACAUGCUGAAAUCCUCCAAGAGCAAUAACGACCUCAAGGUCACCCCUUGCACCAAUAUCCCCAUCAACAAUGACUCCAAUUACAUUAAGAGGGGCUCCUGGUCCACGCUGACACUCAGCCAUGCCCGGGAAGUGUGCCAGAAGGCCUCUGCCACGAUUGACAAAGCCUUGCUGAAAUCCAAGUCCUGCCAUCAAGACUUGGCCUACCACUACCUGCAGGAUGUGCCGGCGUGCCCAGUAAGCCCCACUCUACAGAGCUUCCCCGGAGCACUGCCUGACGGAGGGCUGUGGGCACAGCUGGGUGGCGUGAGCCCGGCCAGCAGCUGGGCAGCCCCACCGCUCGGCUGGGAGGACACGGGUGCCGCCCCGCUGCAGCCGAGCGAGCCCCCACGGAGGUGGGACCAGCCCCUCAGCCCUGGGCCGACCGACGCAGGCAGCGGCCAGGUGCCUCAAGGGGAGUGGAACAACACGCUGUCUCGGGAGAAAGACAGCGAGAUCCCGUGCCGGCGCAUGCGGAGCGGGAGUUACAUCAAAGCCAUGGGGGAUGAUGAUAGUGAAGACUCAGAAACCAGCCCCAAACCAUCCCCGAAAACUGCAGCUCGGAGGCAGAGUUACCUCAAGGCCACCCAACAGUCCCUGAGUGAGCAGAGCACCACACAAAGGAGCCUGGACCGCCUGGACUCUGUCGAGAUCCUGCUACCUCCGAAGUUCCCAACCUGGGAGGAAGAAUACAACCAGAUCUCUGACAGCGUCAACGAGUCCAGUUGUAUCAACCAGAUCUUUGGACCCCCCUCACUUAUCCCUCAGAUAUUUACCCAUGGAGAGCAGGCGCCAGAGCCAGAGCUGGGGGAGCAGUACGAGGCGGUCUGCGACGCUACCUACAGCGAGGCCGAGUCGGCCGCUGCAGAGGUGCUGGACCUGCCUCUGCCCAGCUACUUCCGCUCCCGGAGCCACAGCUACCUCCGAGCCAUCCAGGCAGGCUGCUCCCAGGAAGAGGACACGGGCUCCGUCCGCUCCAUCUCCCCCCCGCCGGCGGGCAGCCUCAGCGGCAGCAGGACCCUGCCCACCAACAGCAGUUCAUCAUGCCUAGUGGCAUAUAAAAAGACUCCACCUCCUGUCCCACCUCGGACCACAUCAAAGCCGUUCAUCUCUGUCACUGUGCAGAGCAGCACUGAAUCGGCACAGGACACCUACCUGGACAGCCAGGACCACAAGAGCGAGGUGACCAGCCAGUCAGGACUCAGCAAUUCCUCAGACAGCUUGGACAGCACCAGGACACCCAGUGUGACGAGGGGGAGCGUUGUGACUCCAGCAAGAGAGACUCCAGAGUUACCUCAGAAAAAUGCAACUUUGAAAAGUGACAAAGGGACUCUGACUAACGAAGAGCCUAAAGUGGAGAAUAUCCCCAAAAGAAAGCUGUCGUCUAUAGGAAUACAAGUUGACUGCCUUCAGCCAGUGGCAAAAGAGGAGCCUCCUCCACCAGCCACCAAAUUCCAGUCCAUCGGGGUACAGGUAGAGGACGAGUGGCGAAACAGCCACUCUCGCAGCAUGUCCUCCAAACAGGACACAGACUCUGACACACAGGAACCUAAUAACUCUAGCUGUAAAUCAUCUGAGAGAAGUCUUGCUGAGUGCCCCCAACAUAACAACUCUGUUGGUGUUGAUGCCACUACUAGGCAACCAGCCAAGCCCUCACAGAUUAAGAGAAACCUCUCCUAUGGAGAAAACAAUGACCCAGCCCUUGAGCCUUCCUCUCUCCCUCCUCCUGACCCCUGGCUUGAGACGUCCUCCACCUCACCAUCAGAACCCACGCAGCCAGGAGCCUGCCGGCGGGAUGGGUACUGGUUUCUGAAGCUGCUGCAGGCAGAAACAGAGCGGUUAGAAGGCUGGUGCCGCCAGAUGGACCAGGAGACCAAAGAGAACAAUCUCUCUGAAGAAGUCUUAGGAAAAGUCCUGAGUGCAGUGGGCAGUGCACAGUUACUAAUGUCACAGAAGUUCCAGCAAUUCCACGGCCUCUGUGAACAAAACUUGAACCCUAAUGCCAAUCCCAGACCCACAGCCCAGGACCUAGCUGGGUUUUGGGAUCUCCUGCAGUUGUCCAUUGAAGACAUCAGCAUGAAGUUUGAUGAGCUGUACCACCUGAAAGCUAAUAGCUGGCAAUUGGCAGAGACACCGGAGAGAAAGGAAGAGAAAAAACCACCCCCUCCAGUGCCAAAGAAGCCAGCCAAGUCCAAAUCCCAACUGAACCGGGACAAAGUCUCCGAUUCAGACAAGCAGCGCCAGGAAGCUCGCAAGCGUCUUAUGGCAGCCAAGCGGGCUGCCUCUGUCCGACAGAACUCGGCCACGGAGAGCGCAGAUAGCAUCGAGAUCUACGUACCCGAGGCACAGACCCGCCUUUGAGCAAAGGGGCAGAGGAAGGAACCGCGUGGUUUUUAUAAGUCAUUAAAAAGGAAAAAAAGGGUUCUCUCUAAACUAGUGUGAUUUAUUCAGUCUAGAGACAACGAGCCAUCCUUGAAAAGGGCUCCUGAGUUGGCUUUUUUCUCAGCUUUAAGUAAUGAAGAUUUUGAAAAAAAAAAAAAAAAAAAAAAGAAAAAAAUACCCCUUGUUUUCUCACUGGCUGUGGUGUUGCUGAAUGGACUGAACAGACUCGUGGAAACUCCAGCCCCUCGACUUGGAACUUCAGUCUUUUUACUCAUUCUGUCUAAUGAGAAUUACUAGCUUGUUUACAAGAAGAGGACAAGAAAACAUGAAGCCUUGAGCACUUGCCAUGCUGUGUUCUUCCUCCUCCUCAGUUCUGUUGUUCUUUCUCAUUCUUUAUUUCUUCCUCCUCCCGCUUCCUUUCUCCCACCCUUUGCAUGGCUUUGUUUACUGUGUUAGAAAUAACCUCUCUUCCACAGAGGUCCCGAAGAGAACACCCAUUCAGUGUGUACUACUAUUGCACUCUGCUAGCAAGCAGCCUUUCUUGGGUUUUGUUUUUGUUUUUUUUUUUGUUUUCCUUUUGAUGGGGAUAUUGGGGUGGGGGAAGGAUGGGUGGGCAGGGAUAGGGCAGUGGGUUUGUAUUCCUCUGUUUUUUUGAAGUGAGAGGAUGGUAGGGUCUGUGGAAUGUAAUGCAGAGUUGUCACAAUGUAGCCCAGAAGUAAAUGUGCAAUAAGCUGGCAAAAGGGGUGAAGGGACAGCGCCUGGCUGGCUGAUCCCAAGAGCAGUGCCCACUCCAGGCACAGGAGGGGAGCUGCAGGACCACAGAGCAACUACAGGCAUGAUCCACACAUGCUUCACUUUGUUUUUUCUCCUCUUCCCUUUACAAAAUUAUUUUUCUUGAGUUGCUUGUUGAGAAAGAAGCUGCUACACUGAGGGACCUGUUUCAAAGUGGGCUGGGGAAGGGAGAGGAGGGCUGGGAAAGAGUAAUGGUAUUUCAGGGUGGGAGGACUGGGUUUUGUACAAAGAGGAAGGCACAGGUGGCUGGUGGUAGGCUGCCUGCCUGUAUGUGUACAUAUGCACAUAUACACUUAGUAGUACCUGUACAUUUAAUUCAUACACACGUAUACAUGCCCAUACGCACAGUGCAGAUGGUGUACUAAAACCACCUUGGUGAGAAUGGGCGUAUGUAUAGCAUAUAUUUUUACAUGUACUAUAUCUAGAUGUGUGUAAAAGUGUGUGUAAAAAUAUAUACCCUGUGUGUAAUCAGAUGACUAUUUUUUCCUUAUCUCCCUGCUCUCUGGGUAGAGGAAGGAUUGCUAAAUAUUUUUUAGCCCAUUUUCCCCUUUGUAAGUCUCCUUUUCAGUCUGGUUUCUUGAAGCCAGAACCGCCACCACCAAAUUCUUUGCCACCCCCUGCAAAUAAGCAUUUGGCCCCAUCUUGAGUGAUCUUGCUGGGGAUUUUUUUUUUUUUUUUUUUAGCUUCACUUGCUUGAAUGAGUUGGGAGAUUAUGUGCUACUUUCAUGGGGGUGGGGGUAGAAUCCUAGAGAAGUUUCAGUGAGGGUGUUGGUGAUCCAGAAGGCAAAAAAUAAAUAAAAGUGAAAUUCUGAAUGCUGUCUGAGUGACCCUUGUAUACUGUCCAGUGUUGUCCAUGCAUAGGUGCUCUUAAAGAUUUCAGCCCACCUACCGUAACUUCUCAAAUACGGAAUUAGAUUGCCAUCAAAGCUUAGCCAUAAUGUCACUCCAAUUCAGCACUGGUCUUGAUCUUUGUGGGUAGAGACACUGACUUGUUGGGUUGCACUGUCAGGUUUUUGGGGAGGACUGUAAAGAUGUGGGUUUAGGUAUCUCUAGCAUUGAAAUCGGGAACACCAAGAAAUGGUAACUUCUUUUUUUAUGUACUUUUCCAAAAGUGGCUGAGGCUGCUGUGGGGGAGCUGGCCUGGAACGUUGCUGUCUCUGGGGCUGGCGGUCUCGGGGAGCUGCCACAUGCUCUUCAGUCCCCUGGGCCCGGAUCGCUCUUCCUCCGUGGCCCGGUGCUGGCCGUGGGCCCUGGGGCGGCCAGGGCAGGGGUGCAGCGGCGGAGGUGUGCGUGGGGCUCUGGGGUGAGGCUGGGUAGCAGCGGUGCGUGCCUGUGCCUGCCUGCCUGACUCAUUUUGUUUCCUGCCACCUUGGAGGAGAAGAACUUAACAGCAGCAAGGACAGCUGGCUGGCUUACCAUAAAAAAAUAAUAAAACAAAUGCAGUCUGAAUUUA
Molecule: messenger RNA, 5893 nt
Organism: Tyto alba (common barn owl)
Lineage: Eukaryota; Metazoa; Chordata; Aves; Strigiformes; Tytonidae
Gene: DLGAP4
Product: DLG associated protein 4
Exons: 16
Coding region: 496-3627 (1043 amino acids)
Biological process (GO): signaling
Cellular component (GO): glutamatergic synapse; postsynaptic specialization
Molecular function (GO): molecular adaptor activity
Source: RefSeq, a predicted model, not a curated record